AUGAUGUCAUUUCAAAAACAAGAAAAGAUUGAAGUUGUUGUGAUGGAAGAGGGAAAUUCUCCUUUAAGGAGAUGGGAGGACCUUAAUAAUGAUAUGUUGGUGAAGAUAUUCCAAUCCUUUGACCUUUUCCAGUUGAUCUCUGUAAUUCCUCAAGUUUGUCCUGCAUGGCAAUCAGCUUGUUCUGACCAACGUCUCUGGAAAAUGCUGGACUUGUCAGUAAUGCAGUCAAAUUUCGUCAGAAUUUCAAUACCACCAUAUGUAUUUAUUGACACUCCAUCUCGUGAAAAAUUAACCCGCAUCCUAAAGAUAUGCUUGAACCUUAGUCGUGGAAACAUACUGACAUUGAUCUUCCAUUACAAUUUGUAUGUUGACAACAAUCAGUUGACUUAUACUACCAAGAGGUGUCCACGGCUUAAACGCCUUGUUAUGCCUGCUUGGGAAAAACUAGAUAAGCAAACGAUAUGCAGUGCUUUUCAUGAAUGGAAAGAUCUUGAAUCACUGACGAUGCCUAGUUUAGAAAAACCUGCAUAUGUCAUCGAGAAAAUUGGAAGGAGUUGCAAAAAUAUUUCCGAACUCAAGAUUAUGACUCCAUGCGACAUACUAUUUGCAUCUGCACUGGCCUCAUUUCUUCCAAACUUGAAAGUGUUGAGUGUGAGGUGUACGGAGUUAUCUAAACCUGCUUUGGUUAUUCUCUUGGAGGGGUUAAAAAAUUUGAAAGUGCUCAACAUAUUGCAUUGCAUAAUUACUGAAUACCUUCCUCCACCUGCACCGAUGAAAAUUCUGACCGAGCUUGAUGAAUCCAUUCUCAAAAAAGCGUCUAGGUUAGACAAAUUCCUAACCUGCAUGAGUGACUCGUGCAUCAUGUGUCAGCGCACUCGAAAUGAUGAAGGGUUCAUGAGGUGGCAUAAGUAUGCAGACCUCUGGAAAGUGGAUGAGGUGAAGUCUAUUGCAAUUUGA
This is a messenger RNA of Solanum stenotomum, 957 nucleotides long. RefSeq names its product F-box/LRR-repeat protein At3g48880-like. Gene Ontology annotation, molecular function: protein binding. Lineage: Eukaryota; Viridiplantae; Streptophyta; Magnoliopsida; Solanales; Solanaceae. The record is from RefSeq and is a predicted model, not a curated record. The transcript is spliced from 2 exons. Bases 1 to 957 code for a protein of 318 amino acids.